Molecule: messenger RNA, 1014 nt
Organism: Closterium sp. Naga37s-1
Lineage: Eukaryota; Viridiplantae; Streptophyta; Zygnematophyceae; Desmidiales; Closteriaceae
Source: the annotation of a GenBank genome assembly
AUGCCGACAGGGGACAGCAGGAAGACAGGGUCUGGGGGGAACGGAGGGGUUGGGGGGUGGGCAGGUGAGGUGGGGGGGAUGAGGGGAAUGGCAGGAGGAGGGAUCUGCACAAGUACGGUGCAGCGCAGGUCGGUCGUCGCCACAUCCCCGCCGCUCGUCGCCACAACCCCGUCACUCGUAGCCGCAUCCGCGCCACCCAUCGUCACCUCCUCGUCGCCCGUGGUCAGCGAUCCGCCGCCCGCCGUCGCUCUGCCCGUCGCAUUACCCCUGCCCCCUGCCCGUCACCCCCGCCCGUCGUGGUUGUUCGCGUGUGCAGCAGCGGUCGCUGUGGAGGGGGUGAGGGAAGAAGGGCAGGGAGUGGCGGCCGAACGCUGUGGGGGAGAGGGAAGCGGGGGAAGGGCAUGGCAGGACCGCCAGCAGCUACAACGCCAGCGCCACCGCCAGCAGAGACCCCCGCCAGCAGAGACCCCGCCAGCAGAGACCCCCGCCAGCAGAGACCCCCUCCAGCAGAGACCUCCGCCAGCAGAGACACCGCAGGCAGAGUCCCCGCCAGCAGAAUCCACCGCCAGCAGAGAUCCCGCCAGCAGCACCACCGCCAGCAGAGAGACCCCGCCAGUAGCUACACCGCCAGCAGAGAGACCCCGCCAGCAGCUACACCGCCAGCAGAGAGACCCCGCCAGCAGCUACACCGCCAGCAGAGAGACCCCGCCAGCAGAGACCCCCGCCAGCAGAGAGACCCCACCAGCAGCUCCACCGCCAGCAGAGAGACCCCGCCAGCAGCUACACCGCCAGCAGAGACCCCGCCAGCAGCUUCACCGCCAGCAGAGAGACCCCGCCAGCAGCUUCACCCCCAGCAGAGACCCCGCUGCAGGGACUACCGUGGGUGGGGCAGGGGUGUGGAGGCAGAAAGGGGGACCGGGGGGGUUAUUAAGAGGGGUUCGCCACGGGUGGCUCCCGCUCACCUCCUCUCCUCAUCCUCCUCUCACCUCUCCCUUUGUAAAAGGGGGUUAUUAA